This is a messenger RNA of Neltuma alba, 509 nucleotides long. Its product is annotated as 5-formyltetrahydrofolate cyclo-ligase-like protein COG0212. The coding region runs from base 14 to 277 and encodes 87 amino acids. The transcript is spliced from 3 exons. Lineage: Eukaryota; Viridiplantae; Streptophyta; Magnoliopsida; Fabales; Fabaceae. Gene Ontology annotation, cellular component: cytoplasm. The record is from RefSeq and is a predicted model, not a curated record.
AAGCUGUUAAUCCAUGAUGUACCUGUGGAUAUCAUAUGCACUCCAACACAGGUUAUUUUCACCAACACAUCAAUUCCGAAACCUCAAGAUCACCGAGAUACCUUCUGAGGAAAGUGCAGCGCUGAUACGGAUUUAUUGGGACAAAUUAUCUCCUGAAAAGCUUGGACAAAUUCGAAUACUUAGAGAGCUCAAGAGGAGGAUCGAGCGACAGACUAAUCAGAAACUUCCUACUGGUCCCUCAGAGAAGUUGCCUCCCACGGCUCAACGAAGGCGGUAACACUGCAUAUGUGAGUUAUUCUUAUUGGUGGAUUGAUGUAAAUAUAUGUUCAGUUAGUCAAAUUUAAAAUAUCUCCUCUUGUAUGUGAGCUAUUGAUGUUUGAGCUACAAUAUUUUGGAAUUCUAAUCCACAGGGAAAAAGAAUUGCAAAUCAUACAAAUGUUUGCAGUAUACAAUAUUUAAGAGUCAAAAUAUUGUUUCAUUGGAAUUUAUCUUUGUUCUUUUUGGUUAAA